Messenger RNA from Penaeus monodon (black tiger shrimp), 771 nucleotides. RefSeq lists its product as uncharacterized. The coding region runs from base 1 to 771 and encodes 256 amino acids. Lineage: Eukaryota; Metazoa; Arthropoda; Malacostraca; Decapoda; Penaeidae. Gene Ontology annotation, molecular function: nucleic acid binding. Gene Ontology annotation, biological process: DNA integration. The record is from RefSeq and is a predicted model, not a curated record. The transcript has 2 exons.
AUGACUGAAUGUGAAAAGGACGACUGGUUGAAAGAUGCUAACUUUCGGAAGCUGUACAGCGACAAAGGGAGGCUGAUAUUUCAAGAUGACAUAGUGUGGCACAGAAUGAAUGCGAUGGUAAAUCUUUGGAGAAUAAGGUCUGUAUUACCACCCAAAUUGCAAAACUUAUUAUUACGAGCAUGCCAUGAUCAGUUCGGACAUCAAAGGAGAAACAGAACGUUCUACUUGAUAAAAUUUCGCGGAUAUUGGCCAGGGAUGAGGGCAACCGUAGAAAAUUAUGUGGGACAAUGCGAGAGAUAUCAAAAGGCAGUUACCGUAGGAAAAAUAAUAAAGGAGCAAAUAUUUGAUAAGUUUGGGGCACCUGAGAGAUUGCUUUCAGAUCAAGGCAAAAAUUUGCUUAGCUCGCUUAUCAAACAGUUGUGCAACGGUUAUGGGGUAGACAAAGCAAGAACAAGUGCAUAUCACCCGCAAGGAAACGGAUGUUGUGAAAUAUUUAACCGGACGUUGCACGGGCUUUUAGUAACCUUAGACGACAUAGCGAGAAAGAAAUGGCAGGAACAUGUGUCCGAGGUAGUUGCUCAAUACAAUUCUACGCCGCCUGCAACGACAGGCUACUCUCCCUUUCACCUCUUGUUUGGAAGGGAAGCAAAAUUGCCACGAGACCCAAUUGUAAUUAAUGGCCAGGAGGAAACUCCCGAUGAAUGGGUAAGCGAACUGAGUGAGAGAAAUGCAAAUGACCAUUUGGGAGUUAGCGAAAAAGGUGGAAAAUAA